Messenger RNA from Bolinopsis microptera, 1397 nucleotides. Its product is annotated as zinc finger protein 226-like. Gene Ontology annotation, biological process: regulation of transcription by RNA polymerase II. The transcript has 2 exons. Bases 14 to 1309 code for a protein of 431 amino acids. Lineage: Eukaryota; Metazoa; Ctenophora; Tentaculata; Lobata; Bolinopsidae. Gene Ontology annotation, molecular function: DNA-binding transcription factor activity; RNA polymerase II cis-regulatory region sequence-specific DNA binding. The record is from RefSeq and is a predicted model, not a curated record.
CAUUUAUUGAAGAAUGUCCGUUCAUAAAUCAGAAGAAUUUGAAGAGGUUCAUAUCAAAGAGGAGAUGACAGAAUCCCAACAGUUUGACACUUGGCCCUCUUCCGUAUGCAUUUGCAAAUGUGAGGACGAUGCCGAAAAAUACAAUCCGAAAGAUGACGGCUUAUCGAAUAAACAGUCAGAAUUGGGUUAUGAACACUUAAGAAACCAAGUCUCAAACGGUAAAGUUGUAAAGACGGAGGAUGUCACGAAUAUGUACGGAGUACUUGUUAAAGCUGAACCUUUGGACUAUACGAAAUUCCAGUGUGAUAGUUGUAACCUUCCGAUCACACCAUUUCACAAAUCGCCUGCUGAAGAAAAGUCCACUUCUGUUCCUGCAACUCCUGAGCCUCAUGGCAAGGUUGUUGACCCUCCACCAAUAAGAGAGACAGUCCCGUCUGAGCCUGUUGACCCUCCACCAAUUAGAGAGACAGUCCCGUCUGAGCCUGGACUGAAGUCAGCUAAGCUUGUUAAAAAACCUCACAAAUGUACACUGUGUGACUACAAGACUGAUGCGCCUGGCAAUUUGAAAAUACACAUCAGGAAGCACACGGGUGAACGACCUUAUAAAUGUGAUAUUUGCAGCUACACAUCUUCUAGAAAAGGCAAUCUGACCAGUCACAAACAAACUCACGCGAAGAACCGAACCAGAGAAGGACCUUACAAGUGCGAUAUGUGUAGCUAUUCAGCUGCAUGUAAAAGUAGUCUGGUUAUUCACAAACGAACUCAUACCGGAGAAAAACCAUACAAAUGUGAUAUUUGCAGCUAUUUAACUGCCCGAAGUGGGGAUCUUAAUAUCCACAAACUAACACACACAGGAGAGAAACCUCAUCGCUGUACUGUUUGUGAUUAUAAAGCCAGAACGGUCGGAACUUUAAAAAGGCAUAUAUUGAGUCAUAAUAAAGAAAAGCGUUUUAGAUGUGACGAGUGUGAUUUUAAAACUAACCGAGCAGAGAAUCUAAAAGAUCACAAGAGGUUACAUAAUGGAAAGAAGCCUUCUGAAUUGUGCUGUGACAUGUGCAACUAUUCGACCUGUCGGAGAUUGGAUCUCUCUAAACACAAACGGAUACACACCGGAGAGAACCCUUAUUCUUGUAAUAUUUGUUAUUAUAAAUGCUCUCAAUCGUCUUCUCUCAAUCGUCAUUUGUUGACUCAUAGCAGACCCAAGCCGUAUCGUUGUGAAUAUUGUGUCUAUAAUCCUAAGUCUAAGGAGCAAUUGUUAAAACAUAUACAGACUAGGCAUAUACGCCCUCACAAAAUCAGAAGUGAAUAAUUAUUACAAAAGUUAAAUCCCAGGAAAUUUAUAAGUUAUUAAUUGGAUUGAUUUUAAAAUGCAUUUUGAUCGGCGGAUCUCACUAAGA